Messenger RNA from Apus apus (common swift), 4948 nucleotides. It is a transcript of the gene UGDH, whose product is annotated as UDP-glucose 6-dehydrogenase. Lineage: Eukaryota; Metazoa; Chordata; Aves; Apodiformes; Apodidae. The transcript has 12 exons. The coding region runs from base 179 to 1663 and encodes 494 amino acids. Gene Ontology annotation, molecular function: UDP-glucose 6-dehydrogenase activity; NAD binding. Gene Ontology annotation, cellular component: nucleus; cytosol. Gene Ontology annotation, biological process: glycosaminoglycan biosynthetic process. The record is from RefSeq and is a predicted model, not a curated record.
AGGAGCCGGGAACGGCCCUGCUCGGCGUCCGCGGGAUGAAACGGCCCCGCAGCCCCGCGGGGCCCUUUAACCAGCAGCCCCCGCCGCUGCGCUGGUAGCGGAGCCUUGUCCCGGGCGUUCUCGCCGCAGCCUUCCAGCCCGACCCGCGGCGCCGGGGCAGGACCGCCCGCAAGUAAUCAUGUUUGAAAUCAGGAAGAUUUGCUGCAUUGGUGCAGGUUAUGUUGGUGGGCCGACCUGCAGUGUUAUUGCACAGAUGUGCCCCAACAUCAAAGUUACCGUCGUGGAUGUCAAUGAGGCCCGAAUCAAUGCCUGGAACUCAGACACGCUCCCGAUCUAUGAGCCAGGGUUAAAAGAAGUUGUAGAAUCCUGCAGAGGAAGAAACCUCUUCUUUUCCACCAGUAUUGAUGAUGCCAUUAGAGAAGCUGAUCUUGUAUUUAUUUCUGUUAACACCCCGACAAAGACCUAUGGCAUGGGAAAAGGUCGAGCAGCUGACCUGAAAUACAUUGAAGCUUGUGCUAGACGAAUUGUACAAAACUCAAAUGGCUAUAAAAUUGUCACUGAGAAAAGCACAGUUCCAGUACGUGCUGCGGAGAGCAUUCGUCGAAUAUUUGAUGCUAAUACCAAGCCUAACUUGGAUUUGCAGGUGCUGUCUAACCCAGAGUUCCUUGCAGAAGGAACAGCCAUCAACGACCUGAAGAACCCUGACAGAGUGCUUAUUGGUGGAGAUGAUUCUCCAGAAGGACAGAAAGCUGUCCGUGCUCUUUGUGCUGUCUAUGAGCACUGGGUGCCCAAAGAAAAAAUCCUCACAACAAAUACCUGGUCAUCAGAACUUUCUAAGCUGGCAGCUAAUGCUUUCCUUGCCCAAAGAAUCAGCAGCAUUAACUCAAUCAGUGCUCUGUGUGAAGCUACAGGAGCAGAUGUUGAAGAAGUAGCAAGAGCUAUUGGAACAGACCAAAGAAUUGGAAAUAAGUUUCUCAAAGCCAGUGUUGGGUUUGGAGGUAGCUGUUUUCAGAAGGAUGUCUUGAAUUUGGUGUACCUCUGUGAGGCACUGAACUUACCUGAAGUAGCCCGCUACUGGCAACAGGUAAUAGACAUGAAUGAUUAUCAGAGAAGAAGAUUUGCUUCUCGCAUUAUUGACAGCUUGUUCAAUACUGUCACUGAUAAGAAGAUUGCUAUUUUAGGGUUUGCAUUCAAAAAGGAUACUGGGGACACAAGAGAGUCAUCCAGUAUCUACAUUAGCAAGUAUUUAAUGGAUGAAGGAGCAAAGCUCCAUAUCUAUGAUCCUAAAGUACCUAAGGAACAAAUCAUCUUGGAUCUCUCACAUCCAGGUGUCUCAGAAGAUAAUCAAGUGUCUCGGUUGGUUACUAUAAGUAAAGAUCCCUAUGAAGCCUGUGAUGGAGCUCAUGCCCUUGUAAUUUGCACUGAAUGGGACAUGUUUAAGGAGUUGGAUUAUGAACGUAUUCAUAAGAAGAUGCUGAAGCCUGCAUUUAUCUUUGAUGGUAGGAGAGUUCUAGAUGACCUUCAUAAUGAACUACAAGUCAUUGGCUUCCAGAUUGAAACAAUUGGAAAGAAGGUGUCAGCCAAAAGAAUUCCUUUUGCUUCCUCAUGUGAAAUUCCCAAGUUCAGCCUGCAGGACCCACCUGUCAAAAAGCCUAGAGUAUAAUGUUUAAUAGGUGUUGAAGGAAUUCUGUGGACCUUCUUAGGUAUAAUAACUGUAAGCCUAUGCUUUUUUAAGGAAAAAUAUUUUUCAUAAACUAAAAACCAAUUUUACACUAGAAAUGGUACCUGGUACAUGUGAAUUCAGUCUAUUUUCAAAUCUCUAUUUUUAUAGCAAUUUUUUUGGUUACUGAAGAUGGUACACACGUUUUUAAUAAUGAAACAUCUUUUAAGUGGAAAAGUUACCUUCAAACUGCAGAUUUUUGCUUCCAGUGAUCUUCCUAAGCAGCACUUUGAAUGUUUCAAGUGAUAUGAAAGCAAAAAGGUUAGAAUAUCUUUUCACUUCAGUCCAGUUAUGGACAGCAAUCAUUAACUUUGGUCUCACCAAUUUUUCUUUUUUUUUUUUUUUUUCUGGGGUAAUUCCAUGACUGGUUAAAUGCUUGCUCUAACUGGCAUUGAAGUAAAAAGGUAUGUUCUAAGUGAAUUUGGUGAGAUUUGGGGUGAGACCUAAAACAGAAAUUGUUGUGACAGGAAUACCCUGAUCCUGGUUGGGAUCAGUGGGCACUGAUGCAGUCUAAACUGCAUAGGUUGGGAGGCCAGAUAAUUCUGCAGGCAUCUAUCAUGUAACUAAUAACAGUGGUAUAACAGUGGUAUAACAGCUGUAAUCUGAUCCACUGGCAGAUCUUUGACUUUUGAUUCUUGGGUUGUUUUGCCUACAUUCCAUGUGCAGCCACAUAAAUUAUUGAUCUAAUCAGAUUCCUGGGGCAAGUUUUUCCUAAGUGACAGCAAUACAACUCAUCUUCAGCAGAGAAGCGUUCUCUUGUUUGAACACUGAAUUUAAGCAGAAUCACCUUAAUCUGGUGUCAGUCCAAAUAGAAAGCAAAUGUUGGAUUCAAAGCUACCUGAUGGGUAUUUUUCUCCCUUCCUUUCUGCUUAUGUACUUCAUCUCAGAGCAGUUUUCUUAAUGAAUCUGCAAAAAUUAUUCUCUGCUGUUAAGAAAUGAUAAAUAAUAAAAAUUUAGCCCCACAAGUCAGUCAGCUUGCUACCUCAUUUAAUUAGCAGGAAUUAAUAUUUCCUAUGUUAUCUUGGUAUUUUUGCCUUUACUAUUACUUGUUUUUAUUUCUACUUGUUUUUAUUAUUCCUAAGUGACCAGUGCUAUUAAAAUCCUUGAGAUGGCAAGAGUUUGCGUUUGGCUUGUUCCCUGGUGUUGUGGAGGGGAGGACAGAAGGAUGACCCUGAACAGAUUCCGGACUGGAAGGCAUAGAUGUCUUAGUUAAAUAAUGGUAGUGUUGGGAUGUUACAGAAUUAUCUUGUAACUAGUCACAAUAAUACCUUCUGAAUUUAUUCAAAAGGUGUGCCUUUGAGUAUACUAUGUCAAGACUUAAAAGGAGCCUAAGACUAGUGUUGUCUUAGUGACGAGUGCUAUUAUUGUCACAGUUUACCCACAGAAAUGUAGAUACAAUCUAAGCUUUAAGACAGGUAGACGGGUAGACGAUACAACACACUGUUAUCUGACUGAAAUAGCUGCAUCCUUGAACCAGGUGCUUUCAGAUUCUGCAGUUAAUGGCUUCCACACAGGGACUUACUAUGCAACAGUCACUCAGGACUUUGGGCAAAUAUGCCUUGGACUUCUUGUUCUGUCACACAGUUAUUCUGUGAAGAGCACAUCAGAAGCCACUGGCUUAAAAUCAAAACUGAUUGGUUUUUUACCUUGCCAUCUUUUCUUCCAAUUCACUAGCACUGCUUUCAUGCAACACCCACAGAACAGGGACGACUGAUACAGUUGUGGUAUUUUUAAGUGUUCUAAUUCAACUGAUAGAUCACCCUGUCUCUGCAAGUAGGCAUCAUCUUGACUACCUCUGCCCCAAUAGCACCUCAGAGGGCAGGCUGGCCAUUCCUCCUUGGGGAUUAAGAAGGGUACUGACAAGUUGUGCUCAAAGGAUCUCUUGUCCUGAACUAUCCUGAGGGUAGCACAGCACUCCUUCAGGGCUCAUCUUAACAGGGAGGGCAAGUAGAUGCUUCUAAAAAUCAGGAUGGUUUUCAGAAACUUGCACACAGCUGCAAUAGUAGUGCCUCUGUAUGGGACCUGUCCUCAUCAGCUUGAAGUAGAUGGAUGAACCAUUAAACUCUUGUGUGAAGUGUUGCUCCUGUUAAGAAUGUGCAAGAGCUACAAGGCUUAGGAAAGAGGAAGCAUCAGAUGCUUUCUGAAGAGCAGCAAGGGGUAAAACUGGUACUGUAAUUUCCCCUGCUUUCUAGGAGAGGCAGCUUAGUUUCAUUGUGGCUGCAUUCUUUUAGUGGGACAUGGAUUGUGGGAUGAAUCCAGUCUCAACAGCUGCUGCUGGGCCAUGCCUUCAGGAUACUGAAAUACUUUACCUUGCACAUAUGCAAGAAAACCUUAUCUUAGGCCAAAAGAUCAGGCUUUGGAAGCUUGUGCAGCACUGUGACUCACAAGCCAUCAUCUUCACAGUACAGUUGCCAGGGAAAUAAGAACUGGAAUGACUUAUUCCUGCUUUGAAGGCUUGAGUAGUGCCUAUAAGAGAUGUUUGAUGCUAUUGAGUCUCUGUCUAUAGGAUCUUGCAGCAUGUAAUCCUUGAGGAGAAUUAUGUAGUAUGAGUAAUAGACUCCUGUGCUCUGAAAUUGCUCUUAAAACACAAUCCCUCAGUAACACUGCUUUUCACUACAAAAAUGUGAAUACACCAGCUGAAGCAAAUCCAGCUUUAAUGCAAGCCUAGGAAUAGUAUGGUACAGAAUGCAUAAAUUAAGAUGUGCACAGACAAAUUGCGAAUGCUAGGCAAGGUGUUCUAUUUUUCUUUUGUGUAUGUGAUGAACCUUUUAUUGUUCCAGGUCUAUGAUAGUUGAGAAUAUUCCAAGUGAAUAGAAUAUAUUUUGACCAAAACUAGUUAGUAUAGGAGCAGUUAGGGAUGAGAUUUUGUACUGGCUAACAAGUUCACACUUUUCUCUAUCACUUGGGGUUCUUCUAUUGAUCUAGAAUUUACAGUAGCACUAUAAUCUUGCUCAACAGCUGAAGUUUCAAUGAGUUGUAAAAUAAUGCAGAGAAGCAUAAUGGGUUGUUAUCUACCAUUACUUUAGGAAUACUGGAGUCAAUUUUCAUUACUUUCUUUAUCUAUUCUGAGCUGUGAAUUUCUAUUACAAGUUGAACAUCUGCAAUAAAUUGUCACAUGGUGUAGUAUCAAAAUAUAAAUACUUGGAAUUUUAUUUUUAAAUUAAAAGGACACCAAUACUAAUUCUUGAUCAAGUAGGAAAAAAAAAUAAAACUAUUCUUAAAUGAAAA